Molecule: messenger RNA, 1939 nt
Organism: Anguilla anguilla (European eel)
Lineage: Eukaryota; Metazoa; Chordata; Actinopteri; Anguilliformes; Anguillidae
Gene: pglyrp6
Product: peptidoglycan recognition protein 6
Exons: 7
Coding region: 474-1886 (470 amino acids)
Biological process (GO): peptidoglycan catabolic process; defense response to Gram-positive bacterium; detection of bacterium
Molecular function (GO): zinc ion binding; peptidoglycan immune receptor activity; N-acetylmuramoyl-L-alanine amidase activity
Source: RefSeq, a predicted model, not a curated record
GCAGCAGACGCAGCAGCACAAAGCGCGGGGUCGGUCGGAAUGUGAGGUUAGGGUUUGCACGGCAUAUGAUUUGUGUCAGGAGAUGAACUACGGACGUGUGACAAAACAAAAUCGAGGCAACUUUGCCUUUUUUGUCAUAAACAACAGACUAUGUAACGCUAAAUAAUUUCAUAGCUGUUUUCCGAUUUUCUCUUAGUGGAACAGUUGAGUCCCAAAUGUGUGACACAACCGCAAUUAUUGUUUGCCUGAGUCACAGCUGGCCUGUGCUUAUAAGCCCUGGGGAGAGAUUAGGAUCAGUUCUGAGCAGGAGAGGAGAGAGUUCUGAGCAGGAACAGACGGAGUUCUGAGCAGGAGAGAGUUCUGAGCAGAAGAGGAGAGAGUUCUGAGGAGGAGCAGAGAGAGUUCUGAGCAGAGGGCGUUCUGAGGAGGAGCACAUAGCAGUAGAGUUCACAUACAGCAGUACUGCUCUUCCGAUGGGAUCCACGGCAACACGCAUCGUCGCUAUGGUCAUGCUGGGCAUCGCUGCCCGCUGCCACGACCCCCCCCAGCGGAGCAUGGAGAGCUUCAUCGCGGCGGUGGAGCAGGUGGAAGCGUGGAACCCGGAGCUGAAGGGCGUGGCCCUGCUGAGGAGCCUCCGGGGGUGGGGGGGGCUGGACGGCCCUCUCGUCCGACACUUCCUGGGUCCCCCCAGCGAGGAGGCUCCCCCCACGCUCCCUUCCGCGGCGUCCGACUUCUUCCGGAGCAUGAUUGGUCACCGGGUCACCGAGGCCAGGGAGGAAGAGGGCGUGGUCCUGACGCAGGACGGCACCACGGUCGCCCUGGCUCCGCUCAUUUUGGGCCUGGAGGCAGGGCUGCUGGCGGGGGAGGGGUCCUCUCUGUCGGGGGUGUACGCCCUCGCCCUGGCCCAGACCCUGGGCCUGUCCUUCCUCCGCUCCCCGCUCCCGGACAGCCUGGGCCCAGAUGGCUGCUGGGAUAACGUGACAUCGCCGCGGGCCUUCGCGCUCUCCGGGACGCCCUCCCUGGCGACGGACGCGCUCGUCAACGGCGGGAUGGACGGCGUGGUCCUCGGGACGGAGCUCUUCGGCCACGCCCCCGAGCGCCCGCCCGUCCUGAGCGGCCUCCUGCGGCGGUACUACCAGCACCGCCUGCGGGACGGCGGGUUGGGCUCCGCCCCCCGCCUCAUCAGCCCCCGCCGCCGGCAGAACUUCCGGGAGCUGGUGAGCCCCGCCCUGCUGCGGGAGCAGGUGCGCGAGGCGCUGGCGCUGCGCCGCCGCCUGGCCGAAGACCCCGCCCUGGCCCAGGGGGCGGAGACCGAGGCCGCCGCGCUCGGCGCGGGGCUGGAGCUGUUCGUCCGCAGGUACACAGAGUGUCCCGCCAUCAUCCCGCGGUGCCAGUGGGAGGCGGAGCCGUACCGGGGCACGCCCACCCUGCUGGCCCUGCCCCUGUCCUUCCUGUACGUGCACCACACCUACGAGCCGAGCCGGCCCUGCCUGACCUUCCAGCAGUGCGCCGCAGACAUGAGGUCCAUGCAGCGCUUCCACCAGGACGACCGCGGCUGGGACGACAUCGGAUACAGCUUCGUGGCGGGCUCGGACGGGUACAUCUACGAGGGGCGGGGCUGGAACUGGCGCGGAGCUCACACCAAGGGCCAGAACUCCCGCGGCUACGGCGUGUCCAUCAUCGGGGACUACACGACCGACCUGCCGUCCCGCCCGACUCUGGAGCUGGUCCGGGACCGGCUGACGGCCUGCGCGGUGGGCGGGGACCGGCUGAUCGCCAACUACACCGUCCACGGCCACCGCCAGCUGGUCAACACCUCCUGCCCCGGCGACGCCCUCUUCUCGGAGAUCCAGGGAUGGGCGCACUUCAGGGAAGUCCAGCCUUGAAGAUUGGCAACAUGAAGACACCAGAAUAAGAAAUAAAAUUAGUUUCUUAAGCA